This is a messenger RNA of Triticum turgidum subsp. durum (durum wheat), 474 nucleotides long. Lineage: Eukaryota; Viridiplantae; Streptophyta; Magnoliopsida; Poales; Poaceae. The record is from the annotation of a GenBank genome assembly.
AUGGGGUUUCCAGUUCGUGUUCGAAUUUCGACACCGAUCGAUGGGAUGUGGGCGUUUGUGCAGAGCAACGACGACGACGACGGGAGCCAGGGGAGCGCGGGAGGGGCGGCGGCGGCGUCCCUCGGGGUCGCCGUGAGGACCGGCACGGCGGAGAUGGACGGGGAGGAGUUGGCCGUCGUGGCGGCGGCGGAGGCUGAGGUGGUGGGCUCGGCGGAGACGGAGGAGCACGUCCAGCGCAUCCUCCUCGCCAUCGACAACUUCACCCGCAAGGUGUCGGAGAUGCUGGACUCCGGGCGCGCCAUGUUCAAGGACCUUGCCGCCGACUUCGAGGACCGCCUGUGCACGAUCCACAAGGAGAGGGUGGAGAAGUGGGAGGAGGAGAUCCGGGAGCUGCGCGCCCGCGACGCCGCCAACGAGCGGACCCGCGCCAUGCUCCACAACGCCCAGCUCCAGCUCUUCCACAUCCGCGAAUAG